AUCCUUCUGUUGCUCUGUUGCUCUGAAGGAAAGCGAGAGAGAGAUAGAGAGAGGGAGCGCACACUUUCAACCUGUUGCAGACGACGAUGAAGGGCAUGCGGCGUCUCCGGAGGUGUUUGUCGACUCGCUUUGAGGACAGAUCGUCGAUUAAUCGCGACUAGAGCCGAAGGAAUCGCCUGCGUAAAAGCCGUGCCAAAGGAGGAGCCUCGGUUUGGGGUAAUUUAGGUGUUUUUCUGGAGGCUCCGCCCUCCCACCUGUUAACGGAAUUAGGAGCCUGCCUGAUGCCGCUGGGGGUAAAACACGCUGGUUGAAGGGGGGAAAAGGGCGAUUAAUCGGGGCAGGAGGGCUAAACGUCAGUAAGGUAGGGCGCGUCACUGCUGGGUCACUCGUAGCCUACUUGGACACACACAUUCUGAUGGACAUCUUCAAGACUGGAGAAGAUGCUUAGAUGAUCGAAUAAAAAGAGAGAGAGAGAGAAGCUGAGAAAGAAAAACACAUAUACUCAUACUUAGAAAGAAAAAGAGAAAAAAGAAAUAGAGAGAGAGAGCUGUAGUAGGAUCCAGGCUCUAAGCUCUAGGCUGGCACUGCCACCCAGUACCACACCAUCAUCACCCCCUUCAGCAUCAUCAGCAUCAUCAUCAGCAUCAGCACCACUUUGACCACCAGUCCAGGGGGCUCUCGGAUUGAGAACGAUGGCCCAGCCCCGGCCAGCUCAAGCCCGUGCCCGGACCCCCCAACCCGCCCAUCACAACUGACCAUGGAGCGCAGAGAAGCCGAGGUCACCAAGCCGUGAUGACCAACCUGGUGUCCAGCGAGGUGUCCAACAGGAGAAACAGGAUGGAUGUGGUCAUCCCGUACACUUCGGAUGUGCCAUGUGACAGCAACGGGCAGCGCAUGUGGUGGGCUUUCCUGGCCUCCUCCAUGGUCACUUUCUUCGGUGGGCUCUUUAUCAUCCUGCUGUGGAGGACCCUCAAGUACCUGUGGACCGUCUGCUGCCACUGCAAUGUCAAGAAGAAGGAUGUUCAGAGGGUCAUUAACCCCAUUGGAGCAGGUGAUGGAGUCGGUAAAGUUGGAGACAAGAAGGAAGCGGCUGCGGCGGUCAGCGAGGUGGGCUGGAUGACCUCAGUGAAGGACUGGGCCGGGGUCAUGAUCUCUGCGCAGACGCUGACCGGACGAGUGCUGGUGGUGCUGGUGUUCGCCCUCAGCAUUGGAGCGCUGGUCAUCUACUUCAUCGACUCUUCUGAUCCGAUAGAAUCAUGUCAGAUUUUCGAUGAGGACAUCACGCUGCAGAUCGACAUGGCGUUCAACAUCUUCUUUCUGCUGUACUUCGGCCUGAGAUUCAUUGCGGCUAAUGAUAAGCUGUGGUUCUGGUUGGAGGUGAAUUCGGUGGUGGAUUUCUUCACGGUGCCGCCAGUGUUCGUGUCGGUGUAUCUGAACCGGAGCUGGCUGGGACUGAGGUUUUUACGAGCCUUAAGAUUGAUACAGUUCUCAGAAAUAUUACAGUUUUUAAAUAUCUUAAAGACUAGCAAUUCCAUAAAGUUGGUGAAUUUGUGCUCAAUCUUCAUAAGCACAUGGCUAACUGCUGCAGGCUUCAUACACUUGGUGGAAAACUCAGGGGAUCCUUGGGAAAACUUCCAAAAUUCCCAACCACUUUCCUACUGGGAAUGUGUGUACUUACUCAUGGUAACCAUGUCCACGGUGGGCUAUGGAGAUGUUUGUGCUAAAACGACGCUCGGCCGCCUUUUCAUGGUCUUCUUCAUCCUCGGCGGAUUGGCCAUGUUUGCCAGCUACGUCCCUGAAAUCAUAGAAUUAAUAGGAAACCGCAAGAAAUAUGGUGGUUCCUAUAGUGCGGUAAAUGGGAGAAAGCAUAUUGUGGUGUGUGGUCACAUCACUUUGGAAAGUGUUUCCAACUUCCUCAAAGACUUCCUCCACAAGGACAGGGACGAUGUCAAUGUAGAAAUUGUUUUUCUCCAUAAUAUUUCCCCUAAUCUUGAGCUGGAAGCCUUAUUCAAACGGCACUUCACUCAGGUGGAAUUCUACCAGGGAUCCGUCCUAAAUCCCCACGACCUAGCAAGAGUGAAGAUUGAGUCAGCAGACGCCUGUUUGAUUCUCGCCAAUAAAUAUUGUGCAGACCCUGAUGCAGAAGAUGCAUCAAAUAUCAUGAGAGUAAUAUCUAUCAAGAACUAUCAUCCAAAGAUCCGAAUCAUCACACAGAUGCUGCAAUACCAUAACAAGGCUCACCUGCUGAACAUUCCGAGCUGGAACUGGAAGGAGGGGGAUGAUGCGAUCUGCCUGGCCGAGCUGAAGCUAGGCUUCAUCGCUCAGAGCUGCCUGGCCCAGGGCCUGUCCACCAUGCUGGCCAACCUCUUCUCCAUGAGGUCAUUCAUCAAGAUUGAAGAGGACACGUGGCAGAAAUAUUAUCUGGAAGGAGUCGCCAAUGAAAUGUACACAGAGUAUCUGUCCAGUGCCUUUGUGGGGUUAUCUUUCCCUGCGGUCUGUGAACUCUGCUACGUGAAGCUGAAGCUCCUGUUGAUAGCCAUUGAGUAUAAGUCUGACCAGAGAGAGAGCAGUACGUUGAUUAAUCCAGGAAAUCAUGUGAAGAUGCAGGAGGGAACGCUGGGCUUCUUCAUCGCCAGUGAUGCCAAAGAAGUGAAGAGGGCCCUUUACUACUGCAAAGCCUGCCAUGAUGACAUCACAGAUCCGAAAAGGAUAAAGAAGUGUGGGUGUAAACGAUCUAAGAAGGCCUGCAGGCGUGGAACGCGACUGGCAUGUUGUUUAGAUUGUGGAGAGGCAGAUUACGGCUGCUUGUGCAUGUCCCGCAGUGUCCGCAGCAAUGCGGAGACUGCCUUUCCUCUGUCACCCACCUGUCUUAGCGAUAAUUCGGCAACUUUGCGCUCCUCUAAAAGUAACUAUAACGGAUAUAUCAAAUCAAUUGAGGAGGUCCACCAGUCCACUCUGUCCCCGAAGAAGAAACAGCGCAAUGGAGGAAUGAGAACAUCACCCAACUGCUCCCCCAAAAACCUCAGACAUGACCCUCUCCUGAUCCCCAGUCAUGAUCAGAUGGAGACGAUGGACGUGAACGUGAAGAAAUAUGACUCCACAGGGAUGUUUCACUGGUGCCCGUCCAAAGACAUCGAGAAGGUCAUACUGACUCGCAGUGAGGCAGCGAUGACGGUGCUGAGUGGUCACGUGGUGGUGUGUAUAUUUGGGGACGUGAAGUCGGCAGUGGUUGGGCUGAGGAACCUGGUGAUGCCGCUGAGGGCCAGUAACUUUCAUUACCACGAGCUGAAGCCCAUCGUGUUCGUGGGCUCUCUGGAGUAUCUGAAGCGGGAGUGGGAGACGCUCCACAACUUCCCCAAAGUCUCCAUACUGCCCGGCAGUCCUCUGAGCAGAGCAGAUCUGAGGGCCGUCAACAUCAACCUGUGCGACAUGUGUGUGAUCCUGUCGGCCAAUCAGAACAACAUCGACGACGCGUCCCUGCAGGAUAAGGAGUGUAUCCUGGCCUCCCUCAACAUCAAAUCCAUGCUGUUUGAUGACAGCAUAGGUCUUCUGCAGGCCAACUCACAGGGCUUUACUCCUCCUGGAAUGGACCGUUCAUCUCCUGAGAACAGUCCAGUUCACGGCCUCGUGCGCCAGACCUCCGUCACAACAGGAGCAAACAUCCCCAUCAUCACAGAGCUUGCUAAAUCAGACAGGCUGCUGAACGCAGUGUGUGUGAGACAAGACAAGAGCAUCGGGACGAACAUCCCUAUGAUCACUGAGCUGGUGAAUGACUCCAAUGUGCAGUUUCUGGAUCAGGAUGAUGAUGAUGAUCCAGACACGGAGUUGUACCUCACUCAGCCUUUUGCCUGCGGAACUGCCUUCGCUGUCAGUGUACUCGACUCACUGAUGAGUGCGACUUACUUUAACGAUAAUAUCCUCACGCUGAUCCGGACGCUGGUUACGGGAGGAGCCACCCCGGAGCUGGAGGGCUUAUUAGCGGAAGAAAACGCUUUACGUGGAGGCUACAGUACUCCUCAGACCCUGGCCAAUAGGGACAGAUGCCGGGUGGCACAACUGGCUCUCUAUGAUGGGCCCUUCGCUGACCUUGGGGAUGGUGGUUGCUAUGGAGAUUUGUUCUGCAAGGCAUUAAAGACGUACAAUAUGCUGUGCUUUGGGAUAUACCGGCUAAGAGACGCUCACCUGAGCGCGCCAAGCCAGUGCACCAAGCGGUACGUCAUCACCAACCCCCCGUAUGAGUUUGAGCUGGUGCCCACAGACUUGAUUUUCUGCCUGAUGCAGUUUGACCACAAUGCCGGUCAGUCCCGGGCCACUCUGUCCCACUCGUCCCACUCUUCUCAUUCGUCCAGUAAGAAAAGCUCCUCGGUCCAUUCGGUCAACACCAGCACCCGGGCCGGCCGCAGCAAGAGCCGAGAGCCACGAGACAAGCAGAAGUACGUUCCACUGUAACACCCUGAAGACCUGUCACUAUACCUCCUUCUCUCUCUCUUUCUGUCUCUGUCUCUCUUUCUCUGUUUCUUCGUGCCUGUGUGAUACGUCUGGCCUCAUGCCCCCUGCCGGCCAUGAGUGUGAGGAGUGCAGUACGAGUGUGAGUGUGUGUGCGCGAGUGUGUGUGUGUGUUAUGGCACACUCUGCGCACUCUCCUGCAGCCGUGUGCCAUUAGCAUGUGACCUCAGAAUGUCGCAGCGUCUCCUUCAGCGCCUGACGAGACUCAGAACAGUGAACUAAAGCUCAGCCUGAUUCAGCCCUACACACUCUUAACACAUACACCCCAUCCUCCGGAGCCUGACACUUGACUCCACCUCACGACUCCACCCGAGUCUCCACCCUGCUGUGUGUCUUCAGCCACGGUUUACAGUUUACGUUAACAGGUGGUGUUUUAUUUUCUUCACUGACGAUGACGAUGAUGAUGACGCUGAGCCGGACAGGCUGGAUGGUUCUGAGAAGGUUUUGCACUGAAACUGCACUUUAAGCACAAAGCGUUUGUCUGUAAUCAAGCCAUCAUGUGUGUGUUUAUCAGUUUCUGUAUGGAUUUGUUUAAACUGCCUUUUUUUUGUUCUGGGAAAGAGUCUCAUUCCUCCUGCUGUAGAAACACCAGUGUUAAAUUAGCACCUUUUGUCUACAUCAGCUCACAAGGGCCUGUAUGAUGACUUGACGCAAGAUUUUCAUUAAACAAUUCCAUUCAACAUAUAUUCUUCAAUUGGUGCAACCAUGCCACAUUUAUAUUAAUUGACCCAGUGAUGGGUAGCAACCAUACUGAAGCUCAGUGAUUACCUGUUCAACAGAAACAUAGCCAUAUCCAAAUAGCUUAUCCAUUUCCAUGGCAGCUGCACACUGUUUGAGUGCUGUUGUCUACGUAUACCUGCCAACCCUGAGUGUGGAAAUGGGACUAGGGGAAUUGUGGUGAGCAGAUUCAGAGGCUACAUCCCACACAGAUUUCUGUGAUGUAAAUCUCUGCUAAUACGAGCUGCCUGUGAUUAAACUCAGCAUGUUUUCUUAAUAUCUGAUGAUUAAUAGAUUAAUACAUCCUGAUCAUGUUAUGAGUUACUAAGAAAAUAUAAUCCUUAAUGGUCCUUUAAUGCUGUAGGUUCUCAUUUAACGCUGGUGGAUUUAUUGUACAAAAACUUAUAGAGUAGAUCCCCCUUUACAGCUCAGUCAAAGGUUUGGACACACCUGACUAAACGUAUAUUUUUCAAAAUAUAAAAAUAUAUAAUAUUACAUGUCAAAAACAUUUUGAGCUAGAACUUUAUAUGUAAAAUAUAAUAGAAACAUCUGAUAUUACGUAUUGUUUUAAAACUUGAUUCUUGGCAAAUAUUAAGCAUUUUAUAGUUAAUGAAAUGGUAAUGUAGGCGUCGUCUUUGAUCCAGAUCUUGAAAUGUCUUGACAUUUACAGAUCCUACUGUGUGUAGAAGAAGGGAAAAGAGGAAAGGUCAGUAAGAUAGGUGUUAUGUGUAAGUAGAGGUCUUUUAAAAACUUGUAGAAGUUGGAGUGUGGUUUAGGUAAAGGUGACAUGAAGUCUACUGGUAGAACUUUCACAGAAAAUUUGCAUUCUAGUAAUUUUAACUUGUUUUAUUUCAUUUUAUCUACCAAAUAAAACAAUUCUACACAAAAUGUUUAGCUUGUCUUAAGAAAUAAUUAUUUUAAAAAAAUUAUAUUCCCUAUUUUUCGCACUAUAAGGCGUACUAUCAAUGAACGUCUAUUUUCUAAUCUAUUUUCAUACAUUAGGCGCACUGGAUUAUAAGGCUCAUUUUAAGAGACACUGUAAGGAAUUUCUAAUUCAGCAGGUGGGGAUAGGACGUAGGUAACUAAGUUAGGUAAAGCUAAGCUAAGUAAACAAAACUGUAAUUAAAAAAGACUUUCUUUUAAAGUCAAACGAGCGCUGGAUGUUAAUCUAUACAGAUUUCUUUUCUGAAAACUGUUUAUUUGGGUGAUUAAAGAGCCUUUCCGUUAAUUCAAAGUAAGCUUAGAUUCCCGAAUUAGCAUUAGCAUUAUUGGCUAACCGCCAACAGUCCAAUAUACACACCUCUAAACUGCGAAAGAGCUAGCGCAGAUAGUGGGUAAUCCUAAUACUGCUCCAGCAGUGCUAGCCAGGGUUAGCAGCAGGCAACAGGCCAAUAAUACUCACCCCUAAACAGCAAAAGAGCUAGCGUGGUUAGCACUUAAUGCAAAUGCUUUUCCAUCAGUGCUAGCUGGGUUCAAAUCAGGCUACAGGCCAAUAAUACUCACCUCUGAAUGGGGAAAUAGCGGUUAGUGGCUAAUGCUACUCCAGCCCUGGUUCUGGAGAACUAAAUUGAAACUCCUGUAUAAAGCUGUACUUCAGUGGAGUGGUUUUACUGCCACUUACAACCUGACUGAAAAAGAUUCAUACAUAAGGCUCACCGGAUUAAAAGGCGCACUGACGAUUUUUGGGAAAAUGAAAGGAUUUUAAGAGCACCUUAUAGUGUUAAAAUUCGGUAGUAAAAUAAAUCACUCCCUCCAUGUAAUAUGAUGUAAAACAUGUUUGAAAAUAAGUUGUAAUUGAAGCAAACCAAGAAUUAACUAAAUAAAACUAAAACAAUGUAAAUUGCGAUUGCAAAAGUGUGUGAAGCAACAUCAAGGCAGAGUGGAUCAUCUUUGAAGGUAUCUAUCUUUUUUCAAUUUGGAGGACUGUGUUUAGAUGUGUGUCCAAACCUUCGACCUGUGCUGUGUAUUCUGUCUCUCACGUGAAGGACUGAUGCCAUGCUUCAGUAUGUUUCUUCAGAUUCCUUCUGAAGAAAGAGCGUGCAAAACUUAUCAGGCAUUUGAUCGGUAAUGUCCGAUAACUACUACGGGAGCCUUGAAUAAAAAUCGGGAAGUAAAGUCCAAUUCAUUUAUAAACCAUUUAAAUAACACUGUUUAUGAUUCCAGAAAACAUGUAUCUCACAUUUCACUGUUUUAUUUCUGUCUUGUUAAUGGAGAUGAUUUGAUAUUACAUAAGAUAAGCCUGAUAUAAAUCUACAGAAAUGUUUUUAAAGCUUCUUUCAGCAGGAUAUAGGUGUUACAGCACCCUCUAAAGGUGACAUGGGGGAUGACAUCAAAAUUCACACAAUCGGCCUUUAAGACAACAGACACUUGUUUAGGAAGCUUUAAUAAAUUGUAAUAAAGGUUGAAGUGAGCUGUUGUGAAGGGCUUAUGUAGGUGUUAUUUAGCUUUAAGAAGGUUCUUUUGUGAUGUUGGAUGUGAUUUCACCUGGCAAAGUCUUAUAAGAACUGCUGUUUGCUGGAAUAAGCCAGUAGGAAUGUUUUUGUAGGUCUUUUGUAGGUCUGUGUCACUCAUUAUCUCAGUCAUAAAAUGCAUCUUUAGAUGUUUUACACUUGUCUAAAUAAUGUAAAUCUAGCUAGGUCUGUCUCAGCGGCCGGAGUCCGAGAGAGCACAAUUGGCUAUGCUCUCUCUGGGUGGGUAGAUGGUGCUUUCUCACCUCAUAAAUCCCAUUUUGAGAUUUGCAGGCGCAGUCUAUUAGCUGGUGUAUCAUAGCUGGGAUUGGGGCGCUUUCCUCUGAGCACGCCUAGUGAUGCUGCACUGAUUGGCUGCAGUUGGGAAAAAAGCAAAGUCUGACUUUACAUACGCUCGUCCUCACAAUCCUAGUGUAAAGAGCACUACUAGUGAUAGUGGGAGUCCUACUGAGUGGGUGGAUACAUUGGCUCAGAUAAACUGUGGAACGGAUUGGGUAAAAAAAAUAUAUAAAAUUAAAAAGUUUGGCAGUUGAAGGGUUUUCCUCCUGCUGUAAAGUGGCUGUUUUAGGGAUACAAGGUUUAAUGAAGAUUUAAUGAACAUGACUCUUCUAAAACAUUAAAUAUUUCAAUAAUUUACCAAUAAUUACCUAAUCAAAAGGUAACAAUUUCAUGGGAUAUUAAACUGUAGCCAAUUGGGUAAAAAAAUCAAUAAAAGUUAAUCUAUAAAAAAUUUUAAUAAAGUGAAAAAUAAAAAGUCUGACAGGUUUUUUCUUGAACAUGACUCUUCUACAACAUUAAAUAUUUCAAUAAUUUACCAAUAAUUAACAAAUUAAAGUUAACAAUACUAUGGGAUGUAAAACUGUAGCCAAUUGGGUAAAAAGAAUCUAUAAAAUGUAAUCUAUAUAUUUUUAAAUAAAGUAAAACAUAAAAAGUCUGUCCGUUUUUUCCUUCUCCUCCUGUAAAAUGGCUGUUUUGGAGAUACAAGGUUAAAUGAAGAUUUUAUGAACAGGACUCUUUUAAAACAUUAAAUAUUUAAAUAAUUUACCAAUAAUUACCAAAUUAAAGUUAGCAAUUCUAUGGGAUAUAAAACUGUAGCCAAUUGGGUAAAAAAAAUCUGACAUUUAAUCUAUAUAUUUUUUUAAUAACGUAAAACAUAAAAAGUCUGUCAGUUUUUUUCUUCUCCUCCUGUAAAAUGGCUGUUUUGGAGAUACAAGGUUUAAUGGAAAUUUUAUGGACGCUAAUCAUCUAAAAAAAAUAAUUUUGUUUUUGUUUUAACUAUUGUUUUUUUGGAGCUCAAAUCUAAUACAUUUAUUUUAGUUUUUGGGAUGAUCCAGUCUAAUCAUGUAAUUAAAUGCACACGUUUAUUUUUUAACAGUUGCUAAUCGAAUAUGAAGAAGUUUCUAUGGUUAGUAAGUGGAUUUUCAGACGUUUCCUUCCGUAUUUUUGUUAAAAUAAAAAAGAAAUCUAUCAUUCUCACUCUCAUCCUGCUCACCGUCCCACCUAAAGUGAUUUCAGUAUUUUGAAGGCUGUUGUUUCAAAGCUGAAAUGAGGCUCUGCUGCCUUUGUCAGGUGGUUCAAAGUGAAUAUAAAGUACUCAUUUUAUUGAGUACGCGCAAAAACAUCUUUCACCAAGUAAACUGUUAAAACUACUUGUGCUUUUAACUGUUGAUCAUGAAUCAUGUUUCAUUUCUUUGUUGAUUUUUCUGUUUAUAUUCAUGUUAUGUGCUAGAAUUCUUGGACCAAAGUACUAUAUAUUUUUUUUGUUUUGUUUUUUUCUGGUUAAUAAAAUUUUAAUCAUGUGUAUACCUUCCAUAUAUUAAUGAUGAAAUAGUAUACUCUAUAUCUUAAAAGUAAUCCUAAUAAAAUAUCUUUUUCUGUAUUAAA
Molecule: messenger RNA, 9575 nt
Organism: Astyanax mexicanus (Mexican tetra)
Lineage: Eukaryota; Metazoa; Chordata; Actinopteri; Characiformes; Acestrorhamphidae
Product: calcium-activated potassium channel subunit alpha-1-like
Exons: 30
Coding region: 793-4449 (1218 amino acids)
Biological process (GO): potassium ion transport; transmembrane transport
Cellular component (GO): postsynaptic membrane
Molecular function (GO): large conductance calcium-activated potassium channel activity
Source: RefSeq, a predicted model, not a curated record